Molecule: messenger RNA, 4904 nt
Organism: Seminavis robusta
Lineage: Eukaryota; Bacillariophyta; Bacillariophyceae; Naviculales; Naviculaceae
Source: the annotation of a GenBank genome assembly
ACUUUUUUACUUUUUGUCAAGCCGCCUUGGCUGCAGCGGGUGAUUUGUAAGUUCGCGACGUACCCUUCCUAUUAUUGUGGUACGGCUGUGCUGUCAACUUUGUGGGACCCCUCUGGCUGUAGCCUUUGUCUUUUUCGGAGUUGCUCUGCUGGGAACCACUGCUACAAUGUACUACACUACUACAUGUAUUGGCGGAACUCUGGCAUGUGCGGUACUGUACCGUAGGUGCAAAGUAAGUUUCGAGAAAGCUACUACUAGUAAUUCGAGCUUUGAAAUCAGGACCCAUGGACUGAUGUGAUUCAGCGCUAUGAAAUAGCGAAUGCAUGUCAAAAGAGAUGUACUGUACGAGUACCUGGUACAUGAACCUCCUGCCCCGGUAUCAGUACACUCGUAGUAACAAACAGCCUCAUCAGUCUUCGCAACCAUGAAUGAUGAGGUCCAGCCAAAGUCACUCAAUCACGGAAAGAUCCAGAAUGCAAUGUCAGACUUACUUGUGUAGCUUUCGGGAUUCCCCAUUUGCCCUGCAAUCAUAGCUACCAACAAUACGAGUGUUGGAGCGUUGGAGCGGUUCGGUAUAUUUGAACGUUCCAUUGCCAACAACUCGGGUGAUGUAUGGGCCAUCUGCCUAUGAAGCGCACCAGAGCAAUUGCCGUCAGCUUCAGUUCGGAUCGCUUUGGAUUUCAAUUGGCGGUGUUGUGCUGGACGCUUCGAUAGAUUAUUGAUAAGAUCAUCACUGUCGAAGGCACAAUAAUUAUUUGAUCAAAACGCAGUAAAGAAAGAAAAGAUUGACGAUUGAAAGAAACAAACAUACCGGUAGAAUUAUUCAUCGACCAUGGCUCCAACUGGUGCCACAAAGGAAGAGAACAAACUCAUGAUGGUGGCAGUCGAGUUCCAUGAUGACAACGAUGGGAAUGUCACUGCUUUGAAAGUCCCAGAGGGGACAAAAUUGACCGAAGCCGCAGCGAUGGCAGGCGUCACCAUCCCAACGCUUUGUCACCAUCCCAGGCUGACCCCUGUUGGAAAGUGCGGUGUCUGCGUCUGUGCCAUUGAAGGAGGACCCACCCCGACACAGUUGGCCUGUUCCUCUGUGUGUAGACCCAACGAAGACGGAUCACCCCUCAAGGUUCAUGUCCAUGGUACAAUGUUGAAUGGACUCGCUAACGCAGCCCUUCGGCGCAACUUGGACUUGUCCAUCAGGAACAAGGUGAAAAGAUUCCAAGCAAACAGGGGAAAUGCUUUUGCGCCAUGCGGUUCCUUGGAGAUUGAGGACUUGGCGAAGUGGAUGAACGAGUCCAAUGUGGAUACAAGCUCCAACUGCAUUACUUACGACCCAUCCCUUUGCAUUGGUUGUUCGAGAUGUGUCCGCGCCUGUGACCAACUGCAAGGUAUGAAAGUCCUCGAAGCCCCCCUGCCCACGGCGAACCCCCCAGCCGUUGGUAUUGCCCAGGCCCCACCUUGCAUGACCACUCAAGCUGGUCGUCCUCUCAAGGAGACAGACUGCAUCGGUUGCGGCCAGUGCACCGUCUUUUGUCCGACCGGCGCCAUCAAAGAGGUCGAUCACACGGCCAAGGUUAUGAGGGCCCUGUUGGAUCCUGAAAUGGUUGUGGUCUUGCAAACAGCCCCGAGUGUCAGAGUCACUCUGGCCGAGAUGUUUGGUGGUGCGCCCGGGGAGUGCUCAGAGGGAAGGUUGGUGGGAGCUGCAAAAGCAUGUGGCUUUCGAUUUGUCUUUGAUACCAAUCUUUCCGCAGACCUGACUAUCAUGGAAGAAGCCAACGAGCUUCUGAAACGUAUUCAAGUUGCAGAAAGUGGCACCGAAGAGGAAAAGAAGAAAAUGCCACUGCCCAUGUUCACGUCUUGUUGCCCUGGAUGGAUCAACCUGGUCGAGCAGUCCUAUCCCCACCUUAUUCCCCAUCUCUCCACGUGCCGAUCACCAAUGGGCAUGUUGAGCUCCAUCAUCCGACAUCAUUGGUGGCCCAAGCAAGUCACCAUUUCCACCCAGCACGGAAAGAAAGCUAUCGAGGGGUUCACGUCCAGUGGUGUUUUGGUGGAAGAAGUCGACCAGUCCAAGUUAUUCGUCGUGGCUGCGAUGCCCUGCACGGCCAAGAAGGAUGAAAUUGCUAGGCGACAGUUCCAAAUGUCGAAUGGCCAAUAUGAAACAGAUGCGGUUCUGACUGUCAGAGAGUUUGCUCGGCUGAUCGAACUUCGCGGAGUCGCGCAGCGCAAUGACUACGAGACCUUCAGAAAGAUCCCUGACCUUGUGUACGACAACCCUUUCGGGGAAUCGACUGGAGCUGCUAUGAUCUUUGGUGUCACUGGUGGAGUCAUGGAGGCUGCACUGCGAACAGCGGCGGACGUUCUGCAUGGUUCGAGCUUGGACGAUGUCAAGUAUGAUGCCGUGAGAGGAUUGUUCGGGAUCAAAGAAGCCACAGUGAAGCUAGGACCGGACAAGGAAAUUGCACUGAAUGUCGCUGUCUGCCAUCAAAUGAGGAAUGUGCGAGAGUUCCUCGAGACAAUUGAGCAAGGCGAUGCGAACUAUCACUUCAUUGAGAUAAUGACAUGUCCUGGAGGCUGCAUUGGUGGUGGAGGCCUCCCACAAAGUCGAGACCCUAAGAUCUUGUCAAAGCGAAUUGACUCAGUCUAUCAAAUGGAUGAGCGAAUGGUGAAACGCAAGUCGCACGAAAAUGUGGCCGUCAAAGAGUUGUACGAUCGUCUCUUGGGCCAGCCGUUGUCCCAUACCUCUCAUGAGUUGCUUCAUACACAAUACACCGCAAGGCCCCGAAAGCGCCCAGUUGCGCUCAAAGCCCCUCCCAGUUCUGAUAUUUACGAAUUGGAUGGAGACACAACGAAUCGCAUCGUUAUUGUGUAUGGCACACAGAGUGGAACAGCAGCACAGGCUGCCAAGGAGAUUAAGCUGGAAUUACAAUCAUUUAUCUCACGAUCCAAAGUGUCGCCCGAGCCCAACAUCUGCCUCGUGGCUGCCAAUGCUCUCCACCCUGGAAAACUUGUGGAAACUGUUCGUGACACAAUGGCCGCAAUCUUUGUGACCUGCACAUUUGGGGAAGGAGAAUUCCCCGAGGUGAUGCUGAAGCUGUGGGACCACUUGGAGAAUCAGUGCAACAAGCAUACAUUCCCAGAAGGAUCCCUACGUUACGGUGUGUUUGGUCUGGGAUCUUCGAUGUAUGCGGUGGGAGAUCAAUUCAAUCGCGCUGCCAGGCGUCUGGAUACGAGAUUGGAAGAGUUGGGUGGAGAGAGAUUGAUCGAUGUUGGACUUGGAGAUGACCAAGCAGCGGAGCUGUACAGAGGGGAGCUUGACAAAUGGUUGGAGCAGGUGCAGCCCAAGCUGUUUGGAAAGGCGUCAGGAGGGCGUUCGUAUUUGGACCCUCCAGAGCCGUUGUUCAGGCUCUCUUUGGCGCCUGGAUUCCAUGGACGCCACUUUAGGCCCUUGCCACCCGACUAUCAUUUCGUCAAGCUGGCGUCGUCAGAGUCAGUGGUGUCGGAGGGAUACGAUCGACCAGCCGCCCUGUUCUCCUUUGAUCUUGCAGAGACAGGGCUGGAGUACACGGUUGGUGACCAUUUGGCUGUUUUGCCCCGAAACCCUGAUGCCGCAGCGGACAGGAUUCUUGCAUUGUAUCACCCCGAUCUGGAUGGCUCCAACGUACUAUCCGUCGAGGCUGUGGAUCCACUUGGGGACUGCCCCUUCCCACCCACCCUGACAGCCAGAGAAUUGUUGACGCAGUACCUGGAUCUGUGUGGAAGGCCGUCAAGGAGCUUCUUCCGACAGCUUCUCAUGUUUGCUAGGACCGUUACCGCUCGUAAUAAGUUGCGGGAGCUGUGCGAGAGAGAUGACAAAGCCACCCAACCAGAUCGCCUCGAGAUGUACACUGCAAACCACACCUACGCAGAUGUCCUCUGUGAGUUUGCUGCAACAUCACUGCCUCCGUUUGAGUACCUCCUCUCGAUGAUACCAAGCAUCACACCUCGUCUGUAUUCGAUUGCGUCUUCGCCGCUUCUCCGAAAGGAACGGUUGGAAUUGCUCGUUGUGCUGAACCAGUGGCACGACGGCAACAAUGAGUUCAGGGUUGGUUUGACGACUCAGUUCCUGUUUGGGUUGGAGAUUGGAGAUAGAGUCGCAGUGCAGAUAAGGACUGGUAUACUGCAACCACCAGAAGAUACCGUGACCCCUCUCCUCAUGUUUGGAUUGGGAACAGGAGUGGCUCCCUUCCGCGGCUUCUUGCAACAUCGUCAGGCCUUGCUGGAACAAGAAGACGCGAAGCUUGGUCCUGCCACAUUGUACGUUGGUUUCCGCCACGAGAGCUUUGACUAUUACUUGAAGGACGAUCUGCGUUCAUGGCUGGACCAAGGGGUGUUGACAGCGCUCCACCCUGCCUUCUCACACGACAACUUGGAGGAACGAAAGGGCAAGAUGUAUUUCAUCUCGGACCUGAUUGUCGACAAGCCAGAAGACAUGGCUAAGGCUUUGCACAUUGACAAGCACGACAACGAAGUACAUGCCUAUUAUUGCGGGCCAGCACUCGGUAUCCCUGAAACGAUUCAGAGUUCCAUGACGAACGCCAUCAGCAGAGGCGAUGGUGGAGCAUUGGACGAAGAAGACGCCGAGGCAUUCAUGGACAGAUUGGUUCGAAAAGAAGAUCGAUUCCACACCGAGUGUUUCUAGGUAGUACCCGGCCAGCAGCUGUUAUGGCGCAAGACACGAAUAUACUUUUGUUUGGUGGUGCAUGUAUGUAUUCUUGAAUGCCCUGCCCGCGAAGCAACAACGAAGGAGCCAAACCAAAGCGUUACAUCAUUGUCUUAGAAACAUAUCCUCUAUAAGAAGGCUCUUCAUAAGAACCUACUUUUGAACGGCAGUGUUGGUAUCAUACUAGUACCAGGUAGCAGCUACCGGU